AUGGGAAGAGAUAUGCUCUUCUUGUGCGGAUACAGUCCACUUCGAACCUCUCAGGAUGCCAGUUCGUCGAAGGAGAAGUAUGAAGAGAGCUUAGCUCGUGUCUCCCACCUUUUGAACGAUGACGACAUGGUGGAAGAGGAAAAUCGCGAAAGGGGACCCCAAGAGGAAGAGGGCGACGGUGAGCUACGUGGAGAAGCGGGAGAGCAGGACGAAGCUGAACAUGUGACGGAGAAAGACAGUGAUGAUCAGGACGUAGAUGAGGAGGAAGAUGAGAACUCGUUCGUGGAGAUCGCGAGAAAACGAGAGAAGCGGACAGCGAUUAGUGAUGACGAGGAUGAGGAAGAAGAUGAAGAUGAGGAAUCAUUCGUUCAGGAGGGCAAUAAGGGUGGGAAGAAGACGGUGAGCUCUCUGCUUGAGCAGAAGGUGGCCAAGAGGAAACUGGUCCGGAAUUGA
This is a messenger RNA of Perkinsus marinus ATCC 50983, 453 nucleotides long. RefSeq names its product latent nuclear antigen, putative. The record is from RefSeq and is a predicted model, not a curated record. NCBI's taxonomy places the organism in Eukaryota, Perkinsozoa, Perkinsida, Perkinsidae. The transcript is spliced from 5 exons. Bases 1 to 453 code for a protein of 150 amino acids.